ACGCAGGUCGUUAUCAAACGUUCCGACUUGAGUUUUAACUUCUAUUAAGCAUUAUUACUAUUUACUUCGGUUCCUCGGAAAUUGCAAUUUAUGUUACUUGACUCAUAAUACCUACCUAUAAGUAAAAAUUAUUUUGCGUUUGGUUUUUAACGUGUUAAUGAAUAUUUUGCAGACCGAACACAACUGUUAUAAACCGAGAUUUUGAAAAUGAUUGACGGUGAGAACAUGGUUGUAGACAGUAAUAAUUAUAAGUCAGAUGCAUUUAUAUUUCAAACUUAUAAACUGAAUAAAAGGGAUGUAGAAUUCGAACAAGAUAUCUUGAGAAAUCCAAAUUCCGUAAAAUGUUGGAUGAGGUACAUUGACAACUAUAAAUUGGGACCUUACAAUAAGGUGUGUGUACUUUAUGAACGUGCAUUAAAACAACUUCCAGGCAGUUAUAAACUAUGGCACAAUUACUUGAAAAUUCGUCGCAAGUAUUUAAAAAAAAUUGAUAAUCCAGAUUAUGAAGAGAUCAACAAUGUGUAUGAAAGAGCUUUAGUUUAUAUGAAUAAGAUGCCUCGGAUAUGGAUUGAGUUUUGUACAUUCAUGGUAAAACAGCCAAAACUUACUGUGGCGCGGCGAUUAUUUGAUCGAGCGCUCAGAGCGUUGCCUAUCACACAACAUGUUCGUAUCUGGCCAUUGUAUUUGAGUUUUAUUAAACAAAAUCAUGAUCCUGAAGUUGCUGUCAAAAUAUAUAGGAGGUAUUUGAAACUUUUUCCAGAAGAUGCCGAAGAUUAUAUUGAGUAUCUGACAACCUCUGGUAGGCUGGACGAAGCUGCUGUUCAACUGUCCGAAAUAGUCAAUAAUGAUAGUUUUGUCUCUAAACAUGGAAAAUCUAAACACCAGCUUUGGAAUGAGCUAUGUAAUUUAAUUUCUAAAAAUCCUCUUGAAAUUAAAUCCUUAAAUGUAGAUGCGAUAAUUCGUAGUGGAUUAAGACGUUACACUGAUCAAUUAGGUCAUUUAUGGAAUUCAUUGGCAGAUUAUUACAUACGAAGUGGUUUAUUUGAACGAGCCAGAGAUAUAUAUGAAGAAGCGAUUCAAACAGUUACAACUGUUCGUGAUUUUACACAAGUGUAUGAUGCUUAUGCUCAAUUUGAAGAAUUAAGUUUACAAAAACGUAUGGAAGUGGUACACUCUAACCAAAACAGUACGGAAAAAGACGAUCGCGAAAUUGAUUUACGCAUGGCUAGAUUGGAGAAUUUAAUUGAAAGACGAUUGUUACUUUUGAAUUCCGUUCUGCUUAGACAAAACCCUCACAAUGUUAAAGAAUGGCUAAAACGUGUCCAGUUAUACGAAGGCAAUGAUGUACAAGUAAUAAAUACAUUUACGGAAGCUGUAGAAACAGUCGAUCCCCAAAAAGCUGUUGGCCGUUUGCAUACAGUUUGGGUAGAAUUCGCUAAAUUUUAUGAAAAAGCUAAUCAACUAGAAGAAGCACGAUUAGUGUUCAAGAAAGCUGUGUUGGUUCAUUAUAUAAAAGUUGAGCAUCUGGCUAGUGUUUGGUGUGAAUGGGUAGAAAUGGAAUUAAGACAUGAUAACUUUAAUGAAGCAAUGAAGUUAAUGAGACAAGCCACGGCCAUGCCGUCUCGCAAAGUUGCUUAUCACGACGAUACAGAAACUGUACAAAUACGAUUGCAUAAAUCAUUAAAGUUGUGGUCUUUGUAUCUAGAUAUGGAAGAAAGUUUUGGAACGGUUAAGUCCACAAUGGCUUGUUAUGAUCGUGUUAUUGAUUUACGAAUUGCUACUCCUCAAACUAUUAUUAACUAUGGGUUAUUUUUGGAGGAAAAUAAGUAUUUUGAAGAAAUGUUUAAAGCAUACGAAAAAGGAGUAGCUUUAUUUAAAUGGCCAAAUGUUUUUGACAUAUGGAAUACAUACUUAACAAAGUUUUUGGAUCGUUAUGGUGGAACAAAAUUGGAAAGAGCUCGUGAUUUAUUUGAAGAAUGUUUAGAAGGUUGUCCUCCGCAGUUUGCCAAGUGCAUUUUCCUAUUGUAUGCCAAACUCGAAGAGAAACAUGGUUUAGGCAGACGAGCAAUGGCUGUCUAUGAAAGGGCUACCGAAGCCGUUCUACCAGAAGAGAAGUUUGAAAUGUUCAAUAUAUACAUUAAAAAAGCAGCUGAAAUAUCUGGAAUACCUAAAACCAGAGAAAUAUAUAUGAAAGCUCUAGAAGUUUUAAGUAAUAACCAAGCGCGAAUCAUGUAUCAAAGAUUUGCAGAACUCGAAACAAAAUUAGGUGAAAUUGACCGUGCAAGAGCUAUUUACUCGCAUUGUAGUCAAAUAUGUGACCCUCGAGUGACUGAAGAAUUUUGGCAAACCUGGACUAAUUUUGAAGUUGCACAUGGUAAUGAAGAUACACUUCGCGAAAUGUUGAGAAUAAAACGAAGUGUUCAAGCAAUGUACAACAUUCAAGUAAAUAUGAUGUCUGCUCAGAUGAUGUCUGUAAUUAACGUUGAGCCAGAAAAGAGUGGAAUGAAAUUGUUAGAAGAAAAGGCAUUAGAAACCAAAGAAAAAACUUUAGAGCCUAUCAGUUUUGUUUUGGGUAGUGAACAGGAAUGUCUUCCUAAAGCAUCAGUGAAAAAUCCAGAUGAAAUUGAAUUCAGUGAUGAUGAUGAUGAUGAUAAUGAUGGUGAUGACGAAGAAGCUGACGGAGAUAAAGAAAAUGAGGUCAAAGAUAAAGAUCUACCUACUAAAAAAGAAGUACCAGCUGAACUAUUCGGCAAUUUAGGAGCAUUUACUGAAUAAUACUUAUUUUGUUUAAUAACUUUAUAACUAGGGACAUAAUUUUUAUAAGUGCGAUGAUUGUAAAUAGUUGAAUACAAUUUUUUUAUACUUA
Messenger RNA from Adelges cooleyi (spruce gall adelgid), 2866 nucleotides. It is a transcript of the gene fand, whose product is annotated as pre-mRNA-splicing factor syf1 homolog. Gene Ontology annotation, cellular component: Prp19 complex; post-mRNA release spliceosomal complex; U2-type catalytic step 2 spliceosome. The record is from RefSeq and is a predicted model, not a curated record. NCBI's taxonomy places the organism in Eukaryota, Metazoa, Arthropoda, Insecta, Hemiptera, Adelgidae. The coding region runs from base 208 to 2775 and encodes 855 amino acids. Gene Ontology annotation, molecular function: protein binding. Gene Ontology annotation, biological process: generation of catalytic spliceosome for first transesterification step; mRNA splicing, via spliceosome. The transcript is spliced from 2 exons.